GAGGAUGUAGCAAUAAUGAAGGAUAUUGGGCUGAAUGCUUACAGAUUCUCCAUCGCAUGGACCAGAAUAUUACCCACUGGAAAGUUAAGUGGGGGAGUGAACAAGGCAGGCAUCCAAUAUUACAACAACCUCAUCAACGAGCUUCUAUCGCAAGGUAUCCAGCCCUUUGCGACUCUAUUUCACUGGGAUGUUCCCCAAGCUCUAGAAGAUGAAUACGGUGGUUUCUUGAGUCAUCGCAUAGUAAAUGAUUUUCGGGAUUACGCGGAGGUCUGCUAUAGAGAAUUUGGUGAUAGAGUAAAGUUUUGGAUGACCUUGAAUGAGCCAUGGACCUUCACUUGUGGAGGAUAUGUGCAGGGAACUUUCCCUCCUGCCAAGACAGAAAAUGCCGGGACCGAUCCAUAUAUAGUGGCUCAUAACUUGCUCCUUUCUCAUGCAACUGCAGUAGAUGCUUACAACAAGAAUUAUAAGGCAACUCAAAAUGGCCAGAUUGGAAUUACAUUGAACUACUUUUGGAUGAUUCCCUACUCCGACAGCCCAGCUGAUAUCGCGGCUUCUCAGCGAGCUUCUGAUUUCAUGUUUGGAUGGUUUAUGGAGCCAGUCACCACAGGUGAAUAUCCAAAAUGUAUGCAAGAUCUUGUGGGGCCACGGCUGCCGAGGUUCUAUAAGGAGGAGUCUGAAUUGUUAAAAGGAUCAUAUGAUUUCCUGGGAUUAAAUUACUAUACUGCAAAUUAUGCUGAGGAUGCUCUCCUUUCUGGUGGAGGUUUAAGCCCUUAUGACAACCCAAGCUAUUCCACUGAUUCUCAUUGUAUUCAAACAACUGAACGGAAUGGAAUCCUCAUUGGUGUACCGACGGCCUCAGAGUGGCUUUACAUCUAUCCAAAGGGAAUGCGAGACAUUCUAAAAUACAUAAAGGAAACGUACAAUAAUCCCGUUAUUUAUGUAGCAGAGAAUGGCAUUUCAGAUUAUGGCAACCUACCGAUGGAAGAUGCUCUAAAAGAUGAAAAGAGAAAAGAUGCCUUGAGUGAUCAUCUUAAGUACCUUCUCAGUGCCAUGGAUGGGACUUUCUUAUUUAACUCUAAUCCUUGCAGGUCGGGUGUAGAUGUGAAGGGAUUCUUCCUGUGGUCGUUGCUAGACAACUUCGAGUGGGAUUGUGGCUACACUGUUCGUUUCGGUAUCAACUAUGUUGAUUUCAAGGAUGGGUUGAAGAGAUACCCAAAGGACUCUGCUAAUUGGUUUAAGAACUUCCUCAAAAGAGAGUGAACUUU
This is a messenger RNA of Telopea speciosissima, 1265 nucleotides long. Its product is annotated as beta-glucosidase 12-like. Gene Ontology annotation, molecular function: beta-glucosidase activity. Bases 16 to 1260 code for a protein of 414 amino acids. NCBI's taxonomy places the organism in Eukaryota, Viridiplantae, Streptophyta, Magnoliopsida, Proteales, Proteaceae. The record is from RefSeq and is a predicted model, not a curated record. Gene Ontology annotation, biological process: carbohydrate metabolic process. The transcript is spliced from 10 exons.